Akanthomyces muscarius is the source of this 405-nucleotide messenger RNA. RefSeq lists its product as uncharacterized. NCBI's taxonomy places the organism in Eukaryota, Fungi, Ascomycota, Sordariomycetes, Hypocreales, Cordycipitaceae. The record is from RefSeq and is a predicted model, not a curated record. The coding region runs from base 1 to 405 and encodes 134 amino acids. The transcript has 2 exons.
AUGAACGCACCUACAGCAGCACGCCAGCUCCUCCGCAGCGGCGUCCCCCGCUUAGCGCCGCGUGUGUGCGCCAGCCGACAGCAGACCCGACAGCUCAGCAAAAAGGACGACCUCGGCGGUCCCGGCGGCCAAGAACCGCCUGGCCAGAAGCCUGAAGGGCCCGAGGCCCUCAAGCGCAGAGCUCCGCUCUAUGCGGGCAUCGGCCUCAUCGCCGUCGCCGCCUACGCCUACCUGACGCAGCCCAAGGAGACGGAGCAGUUUGUCGGCAAGGCGAUCCAUGCAGGGCAAAAGGCCAAGGAGGCUGGCAAGGCCGAGUUGCAGAAUACAAAGGAGGAGAUUGUGGGAGGUGUGCAGAAGCUGGGCGGCAGAAACCCCGACGGCCAAAAGGGAUUCCGAUCAGAGUAG